Lycium barbarum (goji berry) is the source of this 447-nucleotide messenger RNA. RefSeq lists its product as uncharacterized. Bases 1 to 447 code for a protein of 148 amino acids. NCBI's taxonomy places the organism in Eukaryota, Viridiplantae, Streptophyta, Magnoliopsida, Solanales, Solanaceae. The record is from RefSeq and is a predicted model, not a curated record. The transcript has 2 exons.
AUGAAGGGAGUGAUGUGGUUUGGUAGAAAGGGUAAACUCAUUCCUCGUUGUAUCAACCCUUAUGAGAUUAUGAGAAGAAUUAGGAAGGUGGCUUUUAAGUUGAAAUUACCAUCUGAGAUGGCCAUGGUACAUCCUAUGUUUCACACUUCAAUGUUGAGGUUGUAUAAACCAGAUCCUUCUCAUGUCUUGACUCGUGAAGAGAUUGAAAUCAACGAAGGGUUGUCUUAUGAAGAGGAGCCGGUUCAGAUCUUAGAUCGACAAGAUAGAAGGUUAAGGACGAAAGAUGUGGCUGAGGUGAAAGUCUUAUGGCGAUAUCAUAAUACUGAAGGAGAAACUUGGGAAGUAGAGGAAGACAUGAAGAAGAGAUACCCCUACCUAUUUCUUAUUACAGAUGCUAUGGUUGUGGGGAAUCCUUGUGAGGAUCACAUUGUUUCUUUUGGAAGUUAG